Cervus elaphus (red deer) is the source of this 6346-nucleotide messenger RNA. It is a transcript of the gene ABCB11, whose product is annotated as ATP binding cassette subfamily B member 11. Bases 116 to 4093 code for a protein of 1325 amino acids. The record is from RefSeq and is a predicted model, not a curated record. Gene Ontology annotation, molecular function: ABC-type transporter activity; ATP hydrolysis activity; ATP binding. Gene Ontology annotation, cellular component: membrane. The transcript is spliced from 28 exons. NCBI's taxonomy places the organism in Eukaryota, Metazoa, Chordata, Mammalia, Artiodactyla, Cervidae. Gene Ontology annotation, biological process: transmembrane transport.
GUUGGAACAGGUUGGAAAACCUUUUGACUCUCUACUGUGGAGUCCAUUGUUCCUUCUGGCUUCUUCAAGUUAAUGUUCCCAGGUUUUUUUUUUUUUGCUGUGAACUGCAGUUGUUAUGUCUGACUCAGUAAUUCUUCGCAGUGUGAAGAAAUUUGGAGAGGACAAUCAUGGUUUUGAGUCAGACAGCUCAUAUAACAAUGAUAAAAAAUCAAAGUUACAAGAUGAGAAGAAAGGUGGUAGCAGUCAAGUUGGCUUCUUUCGAUUGUUUCGAUUUUCUUCAAAGACUGACAUUUGCCUGAUGUCUGUGGGAAGUUUAUGUGCACUUCUCCAUGGAGUAGCCUAUCCAGGCGUGCUACUCAUUUUUGGCACAAUGACAGAUGUUUUUAUUGAGUAUGACAUGGAAUUACAAGAACUCAGUAUCCCUGGAAAAGCAUGUGUGAAUAACACCGUAGUGUGGACAAACGACUCCCUCAACCAGAACAUGACAAAUGGGACACGCUGCGGGUUUCUGGACAUUGAAGCUGAAAUGGUCAACUUUGCCAGUUACUAUGCUGGCGUCGCUGUUGGAGUGCUUGUCACAGGAUAUUUUCAAAUAUGCUUUUGGGUAAUUGCUGCAGCUCGUCAGAUACAGAAAAUGAGAAAGUUUUACUUUAGGAGCAUAAUGAGGAUGGAAAUUGGAUGGUUUGACUGCAAUUCAGUGGGAGAGCUGAAUACAAGAUUUUCUGAUGAUAUUAACAAGAUCAAUGAUGCCAUUGCUGACCAAAUGGGUAUUUUCAUUCAGCGCAUGACCACAAGCAUCUUUGGGUUCCUGAUGGGAUUUUACCAGGGUUGGAAACUGACCUUGGUUAUUAUCUCUGUCAGCCCUCUCAUUGGGAUUGGAGCAGCCAUCAUUGGUCUGAGUGUGUCCAGAUUUACCGACUAUGAAUUAAGGGCCUAUGCCAAAGCCGGCUCAGUUGCUGAUGAAGUCAUAUCAUCUAUCCGAACAGUGGCUGCUUUUGGUGGUGAGAAAAAAGAGGUUGAAAGGUAUGAGAAAAAUCUUGUGUUUGCCCAGCGCUGGGGAAUUAGAAAAGGGAUAGUGAUGGGAUUCUUUACUGGAUUCAUGUGGUGUCUGAUCUUCUUGUGUUACGCGCUGGCCUUCUGGUACGGCUCCAAACUUGUCCUGGAUGAUGAAGAAUAUACACCAGGAGCUCUUGUUCAGAUUUUCCUUAGUGUCAUAGUAGGAGCUUUAAAUCUUGGCAAUGCCUCUUCCUGUUUGGAAGCCUUUGCAGCUGGGCGUGCUGCAGCCGCCAGCAUCUUUGAGACAAUAGACCGGAAACCCCUCAUUGACUGCAUGUCAGAAGAUGGUUACAAGCUGGAUCGAAUUAAGGGUGAAAUUGAAUUCCAUAAUGUGACCUUCCACUAUCCUUCCAGACCAGAGGUGAAGAUUUUAAAUAAACUUAGCACAGUUAUUAAAUCAGGGGAAGUCACAGCUGUGGUAGGAUCCAGUGGAGCUGGGAAAAGCACGGCGCUGCAGCUCAUUCAGCGAUUCUAUGACCCCACUGAAGGCAUGGUGACCUUGGAUGGCCAUGACAUUCGCUCUCUUAACAUCCAGUGGCUCAGAGCUCAGAUUGGGAUAGUGGAGCAAGAGCCUGUUCUGUUUUCCACCACCAUUGCAGAGAACAUUCGCUACGGCAGAACAGACGCAACAAUGGAAGAUAUAGUCCGAGCAGCCAAGGAAGCCAAUGCCUACAACUUCAUCAUGGACCUGCCACAGCAAUUUGACACUCUUGUUGGAGAAGGAGGAGGCCAGAUGAGUGGUGGCCAGAAACAAAGAAUAGCCAUUGCCAGAGCCCUUGUUCGAAACCCGAAGAUCCUGCUUUUGGACAUGGCCACCUCGGCACUGGACAAUGAGAGCGAGGCCAUGGUGCAAGAGGCGCUGAGUAAGGUUCAGCAUGGGCACACAAUCAUCUCUGUCGCUCACCGCCUAUCUACAAUUAGAGCUGCAGACGUCAUUAUUGGUUUUGAACAUGGUACAGCGGUGGAAAGAGGCACCCAUGAAGAACUGUUAGAAAGGAAAGGCGUUUACUUCACUCUAAUAACUUUGCAAAGUCAAGGAGACCAAGCCUUUAAUGGAAAAGACAUAAAAGGAAAGGAUGAAACCGAAGAUGCCUUACUUGAGAGAAAACAGACCUUUAGCAGAGGGAGCUACCAGGCUAGCUUAAGAGCAUCCAUCCGACAACGGUCCAAGUCUCAGCUUUCUUACCUGGGACAUGAAUCGUCAUUAGCACUUGUAGAUCAUAAGUCUACUCAUGAACAAGACAGAAAGGACAAGAACAUUCCUGUGGAAGAAGAAAUUGAACCAGCCCCAGUGAGGAGGAUUCUGAAACUCAAUGCUCGAGAAUGGCCCUACAUGCUGGUAGGGUCUGUGGGUGCGGCUGUCAACGGGACAGUCACACCGAUGUAUGCCUUUUUGUUCAGCCAGAUUCUUGGGACUUUUUCAAUUCCUGAUAAAGAAGAACAAAGAUCACAGAUCCAUGGUGUGUGCCUGCUCUUUGUAGCAAUAGGCUGUCUCUCUCUUUGCACUCAGUUUCUGCAGGGAUAUGCUUUUGCCAAAUCCGGGGAACUUCUGACAAAAAGGCUACGUAAAUUGGGUUUCAGAGCAAUGUUAGGGCAAGACAUUGGCUGGUUCGAUGACCUCAGAAAUAGCCCCGGAGCCCUGACAACACGGCUUGCUACAGAUGCUUCCCAAGUUCAAGGGGCUACCGGCUCUCAGAUCGGGAUGAUGGUAAACGCCUUCACUAACAUCGCUGUGGCCAUGAUCAUUGCCUUCCUCUUUAGCUGGAAGCUAAGCCUGGUCAUCGUGUGCUUCUUCCCUUUCUUGGCUUUAUCGGGAGCCAUACAGACCAGAAUGUUGAUGGGAUUUGCCACUCAUGACAAGGAGUCUCUGGAGACUGCGGGACAGAUUACAAACGAAGCCCUCAGUAAUAUCCGUACUGUGGCUGGGAUUGGAAAGGAGAGGCAGUUUAUAGAAGCGUUUGAGGCAGAACUGGAGAAGCCAUACAAGACAGCCCUCCGAAAAGCGAAUAUUUACGGACUCUGCUUUGGUUUUUCCCAGUGCAUCGUGUUUGUUGCUAAUUCUGCUUCCUACAGAUACGGAGGUUACUUAAUUCCCAAUGAAGGGCUCCAUUUCAGUUAUGUGUUCAGGGUGAUCUCUUCAGUUGUCCUGAGUGCGACAGCUCUUGGGAGAGCCUCCUCUUACACACCAAGUUAUGCCAAAGCUAAAAUCUCAGCUGCUCGCUUUUUCCAACUGCUGGACCGACGACCCGCAAUCAAGGUCUACAGCAGUGCAGGUGAAAGAUGGGACAACUUCCGGGGACAGAUUGACUUUGUUGACUGUAAAUUUACAUAUCCUUCCCGACCCGAUGUGCAAGUUCUGAAUGGUCUUUCAGUGUCUGUUGGUCCAGGGAAAACCCUGGCAUUUGUUGGGAGCAGUGGAUGUGGUAAAAGCACCAGCAUUCAGCUGUUGGAACGUUUCUAUGAUCCUGACCAAGGGAAGGUGAUGAUAGAUGGGCAUGACAGCAAAAAUGUAAACGUCCAGUUCCUCCGCUCAAACAUUGGAAUCGUUUCCCAGGAACCAGUGUUGUUUGCCUGUAGCAUAACGGACAACAUCAAGUAUGGAGACAACACCAAAGAAAUCCCCAUGGAAAAGGUUAUAGAAGCUGCGAAGCAGGCUCAGCUGCAUGACUUUGUCAUGUCCCUCCCAGAGAAAUAUGAAACUAAUGUUGGGUCCCAGGGGUCUCAACUCUCUCGAGGAGAGAAACAACGUAUUGCUAUUGCUCGGGCCAUCGUACGGGAUCCGAAAAUCUUGCUACUAGAUGAAGCUACUUCUGCCUUAGACACAGAAAGUGAAAAGACGGUGCAAGUCGCCCUGGACAAAGCCAGAGAAGGUCGAACCUGCAUUGUCAUUGCCCAUCGUCUGUCCACCAUCCGGAACUCAGAUAUCAUUGCUGUCAUGUCACAGGGGGUAGUGGUUGAAAAGGGGACCCACGAAGAACUGAUGGCUCAGAAAGGGGCCUAUUACAAACUUGUUACCACAGGAGCCCCCAUCAGCUGACCUCACUUGUGAGAUUCUACGCACAGACGGUACACCAGUUACAGGAGUGCCAUGGACUGUUUUUUUUUUUCUUUAAGCAAAAAUGAUGAUAUUUUACUUUUACAGAUAUACAUUGGACCUGAGCUAGUUUACCUUCAACAAUAAUUUAGUUUUAAAUGUCUGUACAUAGAAAAUGAAAGAAACCAGGGUCAUUGGCAAUAAGAAUCCAAUGUCAAGCAGCCAUCAUCCAGUGCUUUCACCAGUCCCAGUUACUCCAUGGGAAUUAGCGAGACAUCGUGAUGUGGAGGAAAUAAGACUUGGAAUUCCCCAGGGGUAGAGAACCAUCCUUUGCAUUUUGAACACUUGGGGUUCACAGAGCCUGGUCUAGACUAGUCAUUUGACAAAUAUCUACUGAGCUGGACCAAGGUCAUAUGGAUAAGAACAGAAGGACUGAAGACUGGCUGUUUUUUUAUUUAAGUUUUCUUGCAUGUGAAAGCAGAUCCAUCCAUCUCUAAGGAUGAGGAGAGAAAGCAGGACUUAUACUUUGGGCACUCUCAGACUGAAAGGGGCAGAAAAAGACAGGUAUUAAAAAGGGGUUACCAGUCAGGAAUGUUGAUUUGUAGAUUCAAGGUGUAGUGCGGGGGUGGUGAAGUCCUCAUUUACUGGACUAGAUUCUGCCGUACGGCUGGAGCGGGGGGCUCCAUCCUGGGUCUUGUACUCCUCUUCACCCCGUUCACAUUGCUUGCUGUCCUUUCUUUCUCCAAAUCCCAGCAUGAAGUGAAAAUAGUGGAUUUUAUCUUGUGUAAGUGUUUUCUUCCCAUGGCCAACAAAUGAAAUUCUGCCUACAAAUUAAGCCUGAGCUAUCAUAUCAUGGUAUAUUAUUUAUGUCUCUGGUCCAGUGUUUCCUGGUGAAUAACCACGCAGGUGGUUUAACAGGUUAACUAGUUAGAACAGAAGAACUGAUCGUUCUGAAGUCAGAAAGGGAGAGGGUAGAGGGCAGCAUUCUACUUGUGACAAAUGGCAGUGAUAAGUAAGUUGCAGAAUAAAGAUGCCUUCAAGAAGGAAUUAAGCUUUGUAGGAAGCACGUGCUUAUCCUGUAACACUGAAGAAAAAAGACCAACAUCCAUUUGUUUUAAGUUUUUGUUUCAGAGGAAGAACAUAAGCUAUGUGGUGGGAGGCUGCCAGUUUCCUGGAAUAGAAUGGAUGAUUAAACUAUUUUUGAAAUAAGAUACUUGAAAGUUAUUGAUGAGAGGGAAGAGCUUGACUGGAGAUUGUUUGAAAUGAUUUGGGAAAACACUUGAAUUACAACUUCAAAAAUACAGAAGUAAAUAAAGUUGCAAGUUUAUUUUACAAUGUCAGGGAUUGCCAGUGUCUUCAUUUUUGCCAUGUAUCCUGUACCACUCAUGAAGAUUUGGUUUCUACAAUUUUACAUUAUUGUUUCUCAGGUGAUGGAAAGACUUGCUUAAUCUGUUGUGACUGACACUAUCUUAAGUCUUUCUGUAAUUUCUAAUGUUUUCAGGAUGGGUUCUGCUGUGUUCAAACUCUUUCCAUAACCCCAGUUAAUAAAAUUUUAUGGAAGAAAAAAAUACAAGGACUGGAAGAUAAAGUUGGGAAAAUUUCUCUGAGGGUAGGACAAAAAGACCUGAGAAGUAGAAAAAGACUUAGAGGAACAAUCCAGGAGAUGCAAUAAUUAGCUAACAGCAGCUCUGGAAAGAAAGUUCAGAGAAAGCUUCGGGGAAACAUGAUUAAGUAGUCCCAGAAUAUGUCCUAUAGAUGAAGGAUAUGAAUUUUCAAUUUGAAAGGGUUCACAAAGUGUCAAAUAUAAUAAAUAAACAAAGAUCUUACCUGGGCACACCAUUAUGCAAUUUUGGAAGACUGAGGCAAAGGAGAAGAUACUAAAAGCUUCCGAGAGAAGGGGAACAUAUAAUAAAGAAGCAUAAUGACAUAGGACCUCUUGACUGGGACACUGAAAGUCAGAAGACCUAAAGAUUUGUCUUGAGAAUUCUGAGGGAAAAAUUAUUUCUGUUCUGGAAUUUUAUUCCCAGCAAACUAUUCUCAAGAAUGAGAGAUGCCUAAAGAAAUUCUGCCGUUUAUGAGUUUCAAAAUUGUAUGGAAGCAGGUGCCUAUAAACCAGAAAUGUUACUAUUUGAGAAAAAAAUAGAAGAGUUGGCCUCCAACUUUUUGUCUAGAAACACUUUUUCAUGUUGUUACUCUAGGUCUAUUCUACCUGUGCUCUUGGGAAAUUAUUUCAAUAAAAAGACAUUUUGAAUUUAA